GACGAGGGAAAGUUACGUGAGGAAUAUCCAUGGCUGCCACCUUCUGACAGUUAUAUGGGUAAGUAUACACGUGCUGCAGUUACUUGUGAUCAUGGAUUGUGCAGUGAAAUUGGCAGGAACAUUCUGAUAAGAGGUGGUAAUGCAGUCGAUGCAUCCAUCGCUUCAAUGUUCUGUCUCGGUGUCACAAACCCUCAAAGUAGUGGUAUCGGUGGUGGCUUCAUUAUGACAUUAUAUAAUAGGACUGAAAAGAAAUGCACUGUAAUUGAUGCUCGAGAAACAGCGCCUGAGAAAGCCCAUCGUGAUAUGUUCAUCAAUGAUGAAUUCGGUUCCAAACAUGGUUUUCGCGCUAUAGCAACACCAGGAGAAAUUGCCGGAUAUUGGCUCGCAUUCAAGCGUUUUGGAAGUGGACAGGUGUCGUGGCAUGAUUUGAUAAAACCAUCGAUUGAUCUGUGCCGCUAUGGAGUACCCGUGUCCAAAUAUCUCGGAUAUGUCCUUGGUGUAAAAGAGAAACAUUUCAGAACAUUGCCUUCUAUGACAAGUUGGAUUAACAAUGCUACCAAUAAAGUGUUUGUCGCCGGAGAUAUCAUUAAACGACCGGAAUUGGGUAACACAUUAGAAAGGCUUGCACUUAGUUCCGAUCCGAUGGAGCUUUUCUAUCAUGGAGAGAUCGCCAAAACAUUAGUCAAGGAAAUCCAAGAUAAUGGCGGAAUUAUCACAAUGAAUGAUUUUGCACAAUUCAAGCCAACAGUACACGAGCAACCAUUGGUCAAUGAUCACUUCUCGGGUGAUCUAGCAAUGUGCGGUCCACCACCUCCUUCCUCAUUCGCAGCCACUCAGCUAAUUAUAUCUCUCAUGGCUCGAUUUUAUGGACCCAAAACAAGCAAAGAGGUGUUAAGGCGUGAUCCACUCUUCUAUCACAGAUUUCUCGAGGCGCAAAAGUUUGCCUAUGCACAACGGACUCUCAUGGGUGACGAAGCUUUCGUGAAAGAAGCUAAAGAGCUUGCCAACAAUAUGACAACAAAGGAAUACACAGACUGGGUGUUCUCGAGAAUGCGUAAUACAACACAACCAACAGAAUACUACGGUAAAACUCUGAAGCAGUUGAAUGAUCAUGGUACAUCGCAUGUUUCUGUGUUAGAUUCUAUGGGUAACGGAGUAUCUAGUACGAGUACUGUUAAUCGAUGGUUUGGCGCAGUGGUGCAAUCUGUCAAAUUAGGCAUUGUAUUUAAUGAUGAAAUGGAUGACUUCUCCACUCCGGGCAUGGCAAAUGGUUUUGGAUUUGCGCCAUCCGAAAGCAAUUUCAUUGAACCCAAUAAGAAACCAAUGAGUAGUAUGAGUCCAAUGAUCGUUUAUAAUACUAAAACUGGAAAAAUUGUAAUGGUAGCAGGAGCAUCCGGUGGUUCGAAAAUAAUUUCCUCUUUGGCUAAGCCUAUUGUUCGGGUAUUAUUUUUCAAUGAAACUAUAAAAGAGGCUAUUGAUGCUCCAACAUUGCACAAUCAAUUUACACCAGAUAUCACACAGUUUGAACAUGCUGUGCCGAAGGAGUUGAUAAAUGAUCUGACGCAGAUUUUUGGACAAAAGUUCAGGGAAACGACUGGUUUCGAAGGCAUAGCUCAAGGGAUUGUGGUAGGUGAGGAUGGGGUCAUCUACGUGAACGGAGACUACAGACGCAAAAGUGAUAUGCAUCCCGGAGGAUAUUAG
Messenger RNA from Acanthocheilonema viteae, 1701 nucleotides. The record is from the annotation of a GenBank genome assembly. Lineage: Eukaryota; Metazoa; Nematoda; Chromadorea; Rhabditida; Onchocercidae.